This is a messenger RNA of Menidia menidia (Atlantic silverside), 7341 nucleotides long. The record is from the annotation of a GenBank genome assembly. Lineage: Eukaryota; Metazoa; Chordata; Actinopteri; Atheriniformes; Atherinopsidae.
CUGCACAAAGUUUCCCUAAAAGUGAACCAGGCUGGGACCUCUGUGGGUAACAACGCGGAAAAAACGGCUGUUUUUGCUGAAAAAGGGAAGCAGAGCAGGGAGGAGGAAGUCCUCCCCCGGCAGGGAGAGUCCUCCCCCCCCAGCCGGGGGGGCCGGAGGGGCGGGGGGAGGAUCCCCGGAGCGGCCCGGGCCGUUUCUAGUGACGUUGGCCGGGCCUCCGCCCUCCCCCCGCGGCCGGGACUUACAGGAAUUCCCCCGCUCCUGAUAGGAAGGAAACGCACAGUUCCGGCUGGCCGUGUUUACAAGAAGAAAAACAAAAAGAAGAAGAAGAGUGCGGAGGGUCCCGAACCGGAGGACUCCGUAGAGUUUGAGAGUUGCGACCGGUUCGGUGAGGAAGUCCCGGACCGGACCAAAACAAACCCGGACCGGACCGUCCCGUUCCGGACCGGACUGACCCGGACUGGACCGACCCGUAACGGCUGCGCAGAGCCGGGACGCUGGUGCGUAAACCCGGACGUGCUGCUGUCAGAGGAGCAGCACCAGGGGGCGACGUCCAAUCAGAGGCCGGCGGACGUCCUCAAAGGCCUGAAGAGGAAGAAGCUCGUCGGAGACAACCAGCCGGACAAAAUCCCCAAAUCUCCUGGGCCGCCCCCCCCUGCUGGGGCUGAGGGGAGAAAGCCGCCAUCAGAGGGGGGGGUGCGCCCCCAGAGCCCUGAAGACCAGCAGAAGGGAGGAAGUGGCCCCCAGCUGGGGGGGGACAGUAGCCCCCAGGGGGACAACUUCCACAGCAGGGCCCCUCUGGAGGUCCUGCUGAAGGCCAUGGAGCCAGACUUCAGCAGCCUGCAGGCCCAGAGCCAGAGCCAGACCAGGACCCAGACCCAGAUCCAGCAGACACAAACCAGGACCCAGAUCAAGCAGGAACAGGCCAGCACCCAGAUGGCCCGGACCCAACUAGCCCAGCAGAACCAGAACCAGAACCAGCCGGCCCACAUGCAGAACCAAACCCAGCAGACCCACAUACGGACCCAGGCCCAGGCCCAGGCCAGGACCCAGACGCAGGCGGCCCAGCAGAACCAGACACAGGCGGUCCAGCAGACCCAGACCCAUCUGACCCAGCAGACCCAGAACCAUACCCAGAACCAAACCCAGAACCAGACCCAAACCCAGACCCAGAACCAGACCCAGACCCAGAACCAGACCCAGAACCAGACCCAGCCGACCCAACUAGCCCACCAGACCCAGACCCACCAGACCCAGAACCAGACCCAACUAGCCCACCAGACCCAGACCCAGCCGGCCCAGCAGACCCAAACCCACAUGCAGACCUACUACAUCGAUGAGCAGGGCCACUUCAUCGGCGUGGCGGCGGCUCUCCAGGGCGGCUCGCCGCUCACCGCUCCACGCUUCACCCCUAACCCGGAACAGCCCGGCGUGCCGGUGCUGAGCCUUGGCGCCGGGCCGCCACCCCCGCCCCUAACCCACGCCCCGGCGCCAUCCGGUGGUGGCGCCCUGCCGCGGGGCCAACCGCCCGCCGUGCACAGCUGCCAGUCACUGGCCGCCAGCGUCCCCCACCAGGUCCCCGGCACCCCGGGAGGCGGCCGGCUGCAGGUGGCCGCCGUCCUGAGUUUUGGGCCCGAGCAGGUCUCCAAGGACCAGCGGCCCAAGAAGCCCGGAAAGUACGUGUGCGAGUACUGCAGCCGGGCCUGCGCCAAGCCCAGUGUGCUGCUCAAGCACAUCCGCUCCCACACCGGCGAGAGACCCUACCCCUGCGUCACCUGCGGCUUCUCCUUCAAGACCAAGAGCAACCUGUACAAGCACAAGAAGUCGCACGCGCACGCCAUCAAGCUAGGGCUGCUGGCGCGCUGCGGGCCGGAGUCAGAUCGGCCCGCCGGGACGCCAUCAGAGGCCGAGGACAGCGGCGAGUCCGAGGAGGACACCACCGACCCGGACAGCGAGGCCCCGGUCUGCCCGCCGGCCGAAGUGGCGCCCGGGCCGCCAGCCAGGCCGGCGCGGGGCCCCAAGGUCGCCGCGGCGCUGCCCAAGGUCGUGGUGUACCCGGUGAACGUGUCCCCGCUGAGGGCGGACAGCCCCCGGGUGGCGGGCGCCGCCCCCGAGCCCCAGGCGGCCGGACUGCGGUCCUCCGUGUCGGUGCUGUCCAGCCUUAAGGAGGUGGAUGGUGAACCGGUCCCAGCCGCCUCGCCGGACGCCGCCAGCGAAGACGAGGACCGGGAACGCCGCUCGCCGCCGCCGCCGCUCGGGGGCCACGCCCAGCUGCAGCGCCAACAGGCCACGGACUCCUCCCAGCAGCCGCCGCCCAAGUGCCUGCUCAGCCCCCGCAGCCUGGGCAGCACCGACUCGGGCUACUUCUCCCGGUCCGAGAGCGCCGACCAGGCCAUGAGCCCCCCCAGCCCCUUCCUGAAGCUCCUCCCCCCGGCCGACGCCGACCUGGCCAAGGCCGUCCCCCCCGUGGUGGCGGCGGUGCUACAGGUGGCUAGGCCCCCCGACCGGCCCGGGAGGCCCCCCCUGGAGGCCAGCGCCCGCUCCCUGGAGGAGCGCAUCUCCAAGCUGAUCUCCGACAACCAGGCGCUGGUGGACGACAAGCAGCUGGACAGCGUCAAGCCCCGGAGGACCUCGCUGUCCCGGAGGGGCAGCAUCGACUCCCCCAAGUCCUACAUCUUCAAAGACUCGUUCCAGUUCGACCUGAAGCCGAUGGGCCGCAGGUCCAGCUCCAGCUCCGACAUCCCCAAGUCCCCCUUCACCCCCACCGACAAGUCCAAGCCCGUGUUCCUGCUCUCCGUGCCCACCCAGUACCCGCCCCUGGACUGCCUGCCCAUCACCAGGAGCAACUCCAUGCCCACCACCCCCGGCCACGCGGCCCCGCCCCCGAACGCCUUCCCGCCGCCGCCCCACCCGCUUAGGGUCUGCCAGUCCUUUGACGAGAAGAUCGGCUCCCCGAACAGCGACGGCUUCUCCUCGCCGCCCCCCAACCAGGCCGCCAUACACGCCCGGACUCUGGUCAGGCAGGAGGCGGUGGAGGACGUGUCCACCGGCGAGAGCCUCCCGUCGGCCCGCUCCAUGGACGAUGGCGGCGGAGGAGGAGGCGGCGUUGGCGAGCUUCUACCGAAGAGCAGGUCCUUUGACCAGGACCGGCUAAGGAAGCCGCCCCAGAACAAAGGCACCAUGUUCGAGUGCGAGACCUGCCGCAACCGCUACCGGAAGCUGGAGAACUUCGAAACACACAAGAAGUUCUACUGCUCCGAGCUGCACGGCCCCAAAAACAAGCCGGGGGCGGCGGCACCGGCGAGGGAGGCGGCGGCGUUGGCGGCGAGGGAAGCGGCGGCGGCUGCAAGGGAGGCGGCCGAGGACGUCUUCUGCCUGGGCGCCACCCGCUCGCCCAUUGGCUCGGGGAGUCUGGACCAGCAGACGUCCAUCAGGAAGAGGAGGAAGAUGAAGAGCGUGGGCGACGAGGACGACCAGUCCCCCACCGACACGGCGGCGCCCUGCGCGGUCGGCUUCCCGCCGCCAGCCAGUGGGGGCUUCUCCCCGUCCAACGGCGAGCAACCCAAGCCGCCUCCACUCCAGCUAGCGACUCGGGGGAUGAACUCAGCGGAGGCCCGGCUGUCGCCCAUCCGGGAGGCCCAGCUGGGCGGGUCCUGUAAGGGGGACCUCCAGAGGCAGGGUAGCGGCACCUCAGUCAUCCGGCACACCAACUCCCUCAGCCGGCCCGGCUCCUUCGAGACCGAGUCCGUCGGGAGGGCCUCUCCCGCCGGAUCCAUGGAGGAUGUCCCCGUCAAGGCCGGCGCCGACGGGGCGGCCGAUCCCCACCAGGAGGCGGCGCCCAAACCCCCUGGAGCCGAGUUCGGGAAGCCGGACCGGGCCGGUGUCCACCAGUCGCGUCUGGUCCGCCAGAGCAACAUCCAGGUCCCCGAGAUCCUGGUGACGGAGGACUCGGACCGGGAGCACGAGGCGCCUGGCGGUGGUGGUGGCGGCGAGCCAGUCGACAAGCCCCCGGAGUCCUUCAGCUGGCCCCAGAGGAGCGAGAGCCUGUCCAAGCUACCCGCCGAGAAGCUGCCCCCCAAGAAGAAGAGGAUCCGCCUGGCCCAGAUGGAGCACUCCUCGGGGGAGUCUAGCUUCGAGUCCAGCCUGUCGCGCAGCCUGAGCCGGGACAGCAGCCUCUCGCGUUGCUCCAGCGUCUCCGCCUCCUUCGACGAGCCGAGCCGUCCGGGGAGUCCGUCCAGGGGCGAGAAGCCGCCGGAGCCCCCAGCGGCGCCGGCGGCCUUCAACACACUGGGUGUCCCGGGCGCCAUGCGGAGGGCCGCCUCCGAGCAGAUCAGCUGCACACAGCCCUCUGUGGAGGUGACCUGCGACUACCGCAGCAAGUCCUUCGACUGCGGCCGCUUGGCGCCUGGCCGGACGCCGCCCACCAGCCGGCCGGGCGCCACCUUACCGGGCGCCACCCUGCCCCUCUCCUGCCCCUCCCGGCCGGCUCAGCUGCCGCUCAUCGAGCGCCGCCGCGGCCCGCUGCUGCGCCAGAUGUCCCUGAAGAUCGGCCCCGAGACCCAAAAGCCGCCGGACAAACCCCCGCCGAUCCUCCCGGCCCAGAACCGACCCGGCCAGCAGGCCCAGGCCGCCCCCCCGCAGCACCACCAGCAGAUGGUGCAGAGCGUCAACCUGGGAAGCCCCACCCUGCAGGCCCAGGUGCACGGCCUGCCCCACCCCUGGCACCAGGCGUCCCGGGUGCAGACCUGCCAGAAGGCGCUGCAGACCUCGUCCUGCCGAGACGAAGCCAAACCGGCUGACCCCGACGACAGCAAGUGCUUUGUGCCCAAAUACCAGCUCCCCUGUCCGGCUCGGAGGGCCGGCCCCGGCUUCUCCUUCUGCUGCCCCCAGGCCGCCCAGAUGGCUCUGCCCAUACUGACCAUCCCCAUCGCCAACCCGGUCCUGAAAUCCGCCGAUGUCUUCGUCUCCAGCCGGCAGGCCUCGGACCUGAAGCUGGAGACAAAGGACUCGCUGGACCACAGUCAACCUGGCGCUGUCGCACUGCCGCAGAUCCUGAUCACCCACGAGCAGGUGCACCCCACCGGCUCCCUGGGCUGUAAGAGCUUCCCGGCAUCGGCCCCGAAACUGGAAGCCGAGGCCCAGAGGGACAGGGCUCAGCCCCCCGUUCUGGAGGCCCAGAGGGACAGGGGGCAGCCUCCAGGUCUGGAGACCCAAAGGGACAGGGGACAGCCCCCCGGUCUGAAGGCCGAGGCCCAGAGAGACAUGGCUCCAGCCUGGGGGCAACCCCCCGGUCUGGGGAAGCUGGCCUCGGGGAGCCUCUGCCCCCAGCAGGAGCCCGCCGCCUCCAGCAAGCGCAUGCUGUCGCCCGCCAACAGCCUGGACAUCUACAUGGAGAAGCACCAGAAGAGGGCCAAAGACGAGCACGGCGGCGCCUGCCUGACCGACGGCCGGUCGCUCAGCUACCUCAGCUCCAAGGUGUCCGAGGUGACCCGGCAGCGCAAGCUGAUGCUGGUCAGGCAGGUCUGCACCAGCGAGCCGGCCGACAGCCCCAUCGAGACCGAAGCCCCGCCCCUUCCCGACCCCAAGCCCGACAGCCAGGACGACCCUGAGGCCGGUGACGAGGUGAAGCCCAUGUCGCCCGACGGGUUCAAGAAAGAAGAAGCACCCGGGAGUCGGGAGCAGAUCGGCCGGCCCGGGACUCAGGGGACCCCCCUUCAGGGGGAGAGGUGGACCCCCGCCAAGUCCCUGAUCCGGCCCUCCAGCUUCCAGGCAGGCCAGGUGAAGCUGACAACCUCAGUGUCGGUGGUGAACGCCAAGGACAGCCAGCGCCUGUCCUUCCCCAGCCUGAAGACGGCCACCACCUUCACCUGGUGCUUCCUGAUGAAGAGGAGGCCCCUCCACGGCCCCCAGGCCGACCUAAAGACCUCAGCAUACGCUGCCUGGGCCGUCAACCCCAGCAACCCCAACCCCCUGGGGCUGCCCACCAAGGUGGUCAUGUCCCUGUUCGACUCCAAGCAAAGCGCCAAGAAGGUCCACUACACCUCAGCCAUCCAGACCGGCGGCCAGUCCGACAUCCUGUCCUAUUCGGGCAAGCUGAAGGACGUCAUGCCCAGGGUGCCGGUGACCCCGAAGCCUGUCGCAGCUGAGCCCAGAAGCAAACCGGAGCCUCAGACCAGCAACGACUCGGAGAAGGAGGCGGCGCCUGUGGCAGAGCCGCGGCGGGUCAGAAUAUUCGAUGGAGGGUUCAAGUCCAACGAGGACUACGUGUACGUGCGCGGCCGCGGCCGGGGGAAGUACAUCUGUGAGGAGUGCGGGAUCCGCUGCAAGAAGCCCAGCAUGCUGCGCAAGCACAUCAGGACCCACUCUGACGUCAGGCCCUUCCACUGCGUGCACUGCAGCUUCUCCUUCAAGACCAAAGGAAACCUGACCAAGCACAUGAAGUCAAAGGCCCACAGGAAGAAGUGCCUGGAGAUGGGGGUUCCUGAGGGGGCCAUCGAGGACCCGGAGGCCGAGGACUCUGCCCCUCCCCCCUCUCUGGCUCUAACAUCUUUCUGGUCUUUACAGCCGCCCGGCGCCGUGGCGAGUGGUGGCGGCGGGCCCGUGGCGCCAGUGGACCGCAGCACGCAGACGGCCCAGUGCCCCCCCCACCCCCAGCUGUUCAACCAGUGCCCCCCCCACACCCAGCUGUUCAGCCAGGGCCCCCCCCAGGGCCCAGAGACCCGCCUGUUCAGCCACCUGCCGCUGCACUCCCAGCAGCCCGCCCGCCCCCCCUACAGCCUGCUCCCGGUGGGGGGGCUCCCGGUGGGGGGGCUCCCAGUGGGGGGGCUCCCUGUGGGGGGGGUCCAGCUAGUAUCAGGCCUGGCCGCCCUGGUCCCUAUCCAGGCCGGGUCUGUCCAGCUCGCCAUCCCGGCGUUGAGCGUCCUCCACCGGGCCGCCAGCCCGCCGCCAGCCAAUGGCGUGCCGACCAAUGGCGUGCUGCCCUGCUUCCCUCUGGGCCCGGCGGGCCUGGAGGCGCUCCGCCUGCUGGGCCUGGCGCCGCAACGGCCGCCGCCGGGCGUGGCCCUGAACGCCACCCUGGGGCUACAGGUGCUAACCGCCGGCGCCACCUCGCAGGCCGGUUCCGGUCUGCAGAUCAUCGCGCUGCCCGCCAUCAUCCCCUCGCUCAGCCCGCACGCCGAGCCGGACCCCGCCGCCGCCACUGGCGCCGCCCAGGCUGAGCGGGUUGCCACGGAGACGCCGCGGCGACCGGCCGCCCCCCCGGCGACAGGCUGGCGGUCGGCGGCCAGCGACCCGAACGAGGCGUCCAGCGACGACGAGGACAAGCUGGUGAUCGCCACCUGA